AUGUCUUUAAGAAACGAUAUCGAAAUCAUUGUAGCGAUUGAUUUUGGAACAAAAUAUUCACAUAAAAAAAAUCCGGAAAUAAUAAUAAACGAUUCUUGGCCGGGACAAAUAGGCGCUUUAAGGACAAAUACCGCUUUACAAUAUGAUGAAAACUAUGAAAAUGUAUUAGAAUGGGGUUAUGAAGCAUUGAUUAAAGAACCUCAACGAAAAGGUCGUGACAAGAAUUUUGCUAAUGAACCUGUUGAAUUAUUUAAACUUCAUUUGAGCGCAAUACCUGAUUCAGAAAAACCUCCAUUGCCUCGAUCAUUGGAUUAUAAAAAAGCGAUUACAGAUUAUUUAAGAGAAAUGGUACUCACUGUACCCGAAGAAUAUCCUGAAAAAUCAAAAAGAAUAUUAAGAGAAUGUGUUUAUAAUGCUGGAUUAAUUGAUUAUUUGCCUUCAGAAAGAUUAUUUUUUUCUACUGAACCCGAAGCAGUUGCAAUAUAUUGUAUGCAAAUAUUAAAAGAACUAGAAUUUUUUGGUACAUCUGAAGGCAAAAGUUUCUUGGUCGCUAAUUGUGAUGACGCCAUUGUUAAUUUAACUACAUAUAAAUUUAUAUCAACUGAUACACCGAGUGAUGUCAUUGAACAUACUAGUGAUUUUUGUGGAAAUAAUUAUGUGGAUAAAGAGUUUACUAAACUCUUGAAACGUUAUGUGGGUGAUGAAGCAAUAAAAAUAUUAGAAGAACGAAAUUAUGGUCAAAUGCUUUAUAUGAUGCAGGCAUUUCGGGGAAGAGUAAAAUAUUCAUUUUCUGGAAUUCAACAAGAUUUUAAACUUUGUGAAUUUGAUCUUGAAAGAUUAUGCCCUGCAAUUAUGAAAUAUGUUACUGGGUCAUAUAAAGAAAAAUUAGAAAAAGAUUAUUGGAUAAUCGGUUUUGAUUUUGAAACUACGAAAUCACUUUUUGAUCCUAUUAUUGAAAAAAUUAUUAGAUUGAUUUCAGGACAGCUUAAAAAUAGGAGUGGAUGUGAUGUUAUGUUUUUGUUAGGUGGUCUUAGUGACUUAAAAUAUUUUCGAAAGAGGAUUAGUGAAGAAUUUGAAAAUAAAGUAAAAUGUAUUUUUCCUAGAAAAUCUCAAACAGCUAUAGUACAAGGUGCAGUUGAAUAUGGGCUUAAGAUGGAAAUCAUCAAAGCUCGUAUUUAUGUAUCAAAUGUAUGGUACUCACAAUCUCACCUUUCAGAUUAG
Messenger RNA from Diversispora eburnea, 1221 nucleotides. Lineage: Eukaryota; Fungi; Glomeromycota; Glomeromycetes; Diversisporales; Diversisporaceae. The record is from the annotation of a GenBank genome assembly.